UCCAUGAGUGUGUCAAAAGUUCAAAAGGUAUUCUCAUAUCAUUUAUAUGACAGUUAUUCUUCCGAUUUUCCUAUUACAAAAAUCUAGACCUAAGUAGUCCAUAUCCGUCCUUCUAAGUAAUUAUCAAAAUCCUAAUUUCAAGGCUAGAGAUAUGACUACCACCCACACCAUGCAUUAUAUCACUAAACCACCUUGCGAUCCCAAAAUAAUGACUUUCGGAGCAUUUCACACUGAUCAUAUGUUAGAAGUUGAUUGGACUGAAAAAAUGGGGUAAUCAAAUCAAUUUUAUGGUUAAGAUGGUCACGUCCAUAGAUUAUUCCUUUUAAAAGUUUCUCCAUCCAUCCAUUUGCUGCUUGCUUACAUUAUGCCAUUGAAUGUUUUGAAGGAGCUAAAGUAUUUACAAAUAUAGAUUAUUAUUAGGCAUACAAAGGACCAAACAAAUCUAUCAGAACAUUUAGAUUGGAUUGUAAUAUGUACAGAAUGAAACAAUCAGCAAAGAGACUCUCAUUACCUGACUUUGAUGGAGCUGAAUUAUAAAAAUGCAUUGAAGGUUUAUUGAAAGUGGAUCAGGAUUGGAUACCUGACAGACCAGGAUUUAGUUGUUACAUUAGACCAACCAUUAUAGCAACAGAAGAAGCUUUAGGUGUGAGAGCAUCAAGCAGAGCAAAAUUAUUUGUUGUUUUAUGUCCUGUAGGUCCAUAUUUUCCAUCUGGACUGAAACCAGUUAGAGUAUUUUGUAAUACCACAACAGUAAUAAAUUCAAUGAUUAAUAUAGAUUCGUUCAGCUCCAGGAGGUGUUGGAGGAUAUAAAGUUGCAGGUAAUUAUGCACCAACUGUCAUGCCUUUAAAAGAAGUUUAAUAAAUUGGAUUCCACCAAAAUUUAUGGAUGUUACCAGAUGGAUUGGUUUAAGAGAUGGGAGUUUGUAAUUUGUUUUUCUUUUGGACUAAUAAAUAAGGAGAAAGAGAAUUGGUUACACCUUAAUUAGAUGGUACCAUAUUACCAGGAAUAGUCAGAGAUUCAUUACUUGUAAUAUAUUCAAUUUUAUUUCAGGAAUUAACUAGAGAAAUGAAUUAAUUUAAAGUUAUAGAAAAGAAAUUGUACAUUUAAGAAGUUAUAGAAGCAAUAAGUGAAGGAAGAGUAAUUAAAAAUAAUAUAUUAAUUUUUAGAUGAUUGAAAUGUUUGGAUCAGGUACUGCUGUCAGCAUUCAACCAAUCGAAGCUAUUGGAUAUAAUGAUAAAAUCUAUGAAGUUAAGUAUGAUCCUAAAUUAAAUGCUGGUGAGUUGUCACACAAGUUGUUUGAUAUGAUCACUGAGAUUCAAGUAUUUUAUUAUUAUUAUUAUUUCAUAAGACUGGAGGCAAACCACAUAAAUGGAUUAAUGUUGUGUGAAA
Messenger RNA from Paramecium pentaurelia, 1390 nucleotides. NCBI's taxonomy places the organism in Eukaryota, Ciliophora, Oligohymenophorea, Peniculida, Parameciidae. The record is from the annotation of a GenBank genome assembly.